AUGCGGGUAAAUAUCCGCAUUCGUGGAGGGCCGUCCCAGCCGUGCCAGCUCACCAUCCCAGAAAUGGCCCCGGGGCCAGACAAUUUUGAGGUGAUUUACCAAUCAAACGUGAAGGUUUCAUCAUCACUUCUAUUGUAUAAAAUGGCGCCACGAGCCAUCUUAAAAGGAUUGAACACCCAAUCAAAACAACCGAAACCCGUCACCCCUCUGCAACGACAACUAGUCGAACAACGCGCCAAAGACUUGCUUCAUACGGAAGCUUCUGUGGCGGCAUUCCUUCGACGUAAACGAGAAAGACCAACCACCCCCGAGGACGAGCUACCGAAUGAUCCACCAGGCGUUCCGAUUCCACUGGGUCCCAAUGAACCUUUUUAUUCUGACGAUGAAAAAGAAGAGGAUCCUGAUGCCCCUGACGAAGUCUAUGUGAUCAACCCCAAUCAUUUUAUGCCGGCUCUUCCACCACCUUCCGAACCCGAUGAAGAAGAAGAAGACCCUGUACAUAGCGCCUUGCGACGCGAGCAACAUUUUGCCCAACGACUUCGCCACGAAACUUGUUGGACAUGGCAACACGCUCUGAUGUUGCCCAUGUUUCUCCGUUGUCGCUUGGAGACAUCUAAUUGGGGUCAAGUCGAUAGAUGGAAUCAUGACUUUCGACAGCCUUGCAACUGUGCAGGUAAGACGGAGAGAGAUGUCAACUUGGUGGAUCUGACCAGUAGACGGCGUGUCAAGAUCAGUUUCUGCAAAAGAUGCGACCCCUCCGAUAUGGUAAGGUUGUUGCUCAUGGGUUAUAUUGGGACCUCCCCAGUUCGGCCCGAAACCGCAUUUUCGGUUCGUCUCCUGGUGCAUCACCACUCGCAGUGGCUAAACUGUGCUGUUCCUACUCAAGGCUUUUGUAAAGCCCUUGAUGAAGUCCUUGACUCCCAAGCUAUUGUCGCGUAUCGGGCGAUCUUACUUCAAAUCCGUACUAUUGAAAAUCAGAAGCUUCAACUUUCAGAGCUGGGAGUUCUUGCUUCGAACUGUCCCAAGUGUUUCGGCCCUCCAGUUGGAAUCACCAAAACUGAGGAAGCUGACAUUCACGUAUGUCUGGAUGGAAAUUUCCAACAUAAACGGCAUGCAGCUGCCAGUGUGGAAAUACCGGGGUAUAAACCUGCCCGACCUGAUAUGUUUCUGGAUCCAGCUCUUGUAGACCGUAUGAAUCGAAAGUUGAACCGGUCAAAACCUAUGGAUGGUGAAGUCGAUCAAUGCACCGAAGCGCACACCACCGCCAACAAUGCAAGGGGGAAAACCCACUUUAAAAACAUGGAUGAGUCAGGACUACUGGCAAUGGCGUGCCGCCAUGACCAUGUCCUGAAAUACAUCAAUCUGAUACAAACCGGAGAGAAAGCAUGUUACCCACUAGCCCUCAUCGAGUGGCUUCUCGAUGUAUUAGAAAAGAAUCGGAAUCACUCCAAUAAGGUAGGAGUUCUCUAUGACAUAGGAUGUAAUUUGGAUAAGACCAUCAAAAAUCGAGAACUAUUUCCCGAGGAGCUAGAACAAAAUCGUUUGAGGCUUGCUACAGCUUUAUUCCAUUCCUACGCACACCAUUGGGGAUGUCAACUAGAGUACAACCCUCGACUCCUCAAAUGGUGGGGCAAGUCUAAUGGGGAGGGGUGUGAAAGAGUAUGGUUUAAAAACUCAAAGCUCAUCAAAGGCAACCGCUAUGCUACCAAGCAGCGUAGACUGCUGGUCAGCUUUAUUUAUUGUUUCUUUGGGUUUUUGUCCAUUGUAGAAGGAGUUGAUUUAUUGAAAAGAUUGGAAACUUUAGCUUCGUUUUUGAGUACCCAGACUAAGAAGUACAUAGCCGAGCUGGCCUCGCUGCAGUCCACACUAGACAAACUGGCACAGGCCAAUCCCGCUCAUACUAUCGAAUACUUUGAUGCCCAAUGGGAGCGUCAGCGGAACUUACAACUAGCCGCUAUGACCGUGAAAGCUAAGGAGAGACGGGAGCGACUCAAAGUUUUGCUUCAACUUGAGGAGCAAUUGAUAGAAGCUCGUCAGAAGAUGAACGAUCUCAACCCUCAUGCCGCCCCAAUUCGAACCAAUCAACAACGAGACAAACUAAUUGGUCUUCCCAUGUCCCUAGCAAAUCUCGAGGCUAAGGUGCAAGAAGUAGCCGAAGAACUGGGAUUCGCCGAACUGUUGAAUGUUCGACGUGGAAGUGCUCAAAGGAUCAAGGCGGUCAUCACGGUUCAGGUUGCACUGUCCUUGUUAUAUGAAGCGAAGUUUGAUGUAAUUCAACAGGAAGCCGAGGCUGAGAAUCGAACUGGUAGGUUCAAACUCUAA
This is a messenger RNA of Melampsora larici-populina 98AG31, 2322 nucleotides long. RefSeq lists its product as uncharacterized. The record is from RefSeq and is a predicted model, not a curated record. Bases 1 to 2322 code for a protein of 773 amino acids. Lineage: Eukaryota; Fungi; Basidiomycota; Pucciniomycetes; Pucciniales; Melampsoraceae. The transcript is spliced from 9 exons.